Molecule: messenger RNA, 1437 nt
Organism: Leptosia nina
Lineage: Eukaryota; Metazoa; Arthropoda; Insecta; Lepidoptera; Pieridae
Source: the annotation of a GenBank genome assembly
AUGGACGGGGGCGAUAGGAUAUUGGUCGCCGCAGGUCUCACGGCGGCCGUCGUGGUGGGCGCCUUCGUCCUUUGGGGCCCCGGUGGCGCUCCUAAAGUACGCAAGCGAAGGGGUCAGAUCGCCGGGUUACAAAAUCUAGGUCGGACAUGUUUCCUGAACACUCUGCUUCAAGCGCUCGCAGCGUGCCCUACUUUCAUAGAGUGGUUGAAGAAAUACGCGAAAGCCGACGGCCACAACAGUAUGAUAACAACUCUUUAUACUGUUAUUGAAGUUGUGAAUGGCACCCAUGAAUCGGCCCGAGGCACCCCAGUAUGUCCCCUAGGAGUGUUGCAAGCGUUGAGAGCAGCCGGAUGGGUCGUGCCGGCUGACCAACAGGAUGCUCAUGAGCUAUUACAUGUGCUGCUUAACUGUAUUGAGGAGGAGACUGCUGCUAUGGCUAAGAAGCCUGGCUGUUUGUCGGACGCCUUAGGACUCGGUGGAGCCAAGGCGUGGUCAGCUCUAGCGUCGCCUGCAUCUCCGCCUUCUGGUUCCUUUUCAUUACGUCCUGCUCGCCCUGCUUCUGCUGCCCCUCCCAUAGAACCGGACUUGGCUGAUCCAGAUGAACCCGAAACAGAACCGACUCCACUGCGCAAGGGCGUCUCGCGCUCUUUCUGCCACUUAAGCAGCGUGGGCCGCCGUUGGGCAUGCGCCCCCGCCCGGCCUGCGCCUGCGCCGCCGUUUCGCGGCACCCUCGCGAGUAGAACGCAUUGCACCGUGUGCUCCACUAAGAGCCCUGUGCGCUAUGAUAAGUUUGACAGCGUGUCAUUAUCCAUGAGCAACGCCAGCGCAGGAAUCAAUGGCAGCUACAGUUUGGCAGGUCUGAUCCGAGCUUUCACAUCUCCCGAGAUAGUGAGCGGCUUAAGGUGCAGCAAAUGCGUCCCUGAGAAAGGGCUCGACGCUCCCGAACGAACCUACACCAAGCACAUACGCACGCUAGGCUUUGCGAAGCUGCCGACCUGCCUGUGCCUGCACGUGUCCCGAGUGGAAUGGAGCGCCUCCGGAUUGAGCAAGAGAAGCGAGUUCGUGGCCUUCACGGAGACGCUGAGUAUGGCGCCGUACACCUCGCCGACGGCGCAGAGCCAGCCGGUCGACAUCUCGGCGGUAUUGGGCGAAGGGCGCCUGCGCAGCGGCCUCUCGUUGGUCAACGCUGCGGCAGGAGGCGAAGGCGGCGAGCGCACUCUGUACCUGCUGGUGGCGGUCGUGGUGCAUGUGGGCGGGCCUCGUUCGGGACACUUCGCCACCUACAGGCGCGGCAAUGGCUUCGAGAGCAAACGUUGGUGGUACACAUCAGACACGCUGGUCCACGAAGUGUCGCUUCAGGAGGUAUUGCGGUGUUCAGCUUAUCUCUUGUUCUACGAGAGGAUGGUGGAACAACCGUUUAAGGCCAUGUACUUUUGA